UAGACUACUCGUGCAAAAUUUGCUCGCUCACACACGCAUUUCUUUCUUUUUCUCUUUCUACCUUUCUUUCUCUUUCUCUCUCUCUCUCGGUCUCUCUCUCCCUUUUUCUCUCGUGCUCUCGCGUGUCGUGCUCUCGUCGCGUAUUUCUCUCUGGUAACUCUCCUCCACUGUCAAUCGCGGCGAGGAUAAACUCUAGCCAUCUUCUGCUCGAGUGUGCGAGCUGUGCGUGAUCAGUGUGCCAAACAGUGUCCGAGUCGCAGACGACGCAAGAAGAUCUCGUUUGGUGCGUCGCGAGUGCUCAACCAAGUGUACGUACAUGUCAUUCGCGUAGCGAGAUAUCUCGUCCUGGACGAUGCCAUCGUCCGCAGCGAUCAAAGCAGGACGACUCGCGAGGCAAGUGUCGAUGCCGAAUCGAGUGUGAAUAUCUCAGUCGGGUACGUUGGCUUUGGCAAUCGAUCGGGUGUGCUCCCCCCCACGAGUGCUCAGUGACGAGUGCGAGAAAGUGUCAUUUUUACCCGAAAACAUUCUCGAUAACGACGCAAAACUGGUGUGCUCGGCGAUAAGAGCCGUCGCAAGCGUUUCGCCGUCGGGCAGCAUGUGUAGCACCGAAAUGAGCGAGGCGGCGGCUUACACAAUGUCACCGGGCGCGGCGACCGCCAGCAGCAGCGCCAACCCCGGUGCUUGCGGCCUGGUGCGCUCCCCCCAGAGGCCUGUGGCCAGCGCGGCCACCAGCAGGAACUGCUCCUCGCCCCAGCCACCCCAGCCGCCACAGCCGACGUCGUCGAGAACCAACAACGACCUCGACGACGACGAGAUCUCGGUGGGCUGUCCUAGUCCGCUGCCGCUGGUCGUCGGCAGCAGCAGCCAGCACAAGAGCAGCAGCGCACCGAGGCAGAGAUCGGUCAGUCCGUGUCGGGUGUCCAGUUACCAGGGCGACGACGAGGACGAGCGAUGCUCGAGAGACGAGGAGUACACGCGGGACAGGGAACAGCGGCGGAUCAGGUCGCUGGGCUCGUCGCGGCGCCACAGCAGCGCGGAGCUGUCGGGGCUGCGAGAGAUGGAGGACGAGGACGACAUCGACGAGGACGACGACGACGAGGCGGUGGCCGACGAGGAGCAGCGGCGAGCUCGGGGCAACGGCGCCGACGACUACUUCAAGCCCCUCAAGAGGCUGAAGAUGGUGCAAGUGGCCCAGUCGGAGGACGAGGAGGAGAGCCGGGAGCGCGAGAGCUCGGCCAGCGAGCGAGGCGUCAAGUCCUUCAGCAUCAUCGACAUCCUGUCGCACCGGCCCAAGGCGAAAAUCGUCCGGCCUUGGGACACGGAGGAGCAGAAUCACAGGCACGAGAACAGCCACCCGAGCAAUCACCAGCACGGGCUGCAUCAGCACCACCAGCACCAUCACUCGGUGACGGCGCACUUCGGCCACGGUGGUCCGCGAGAUCUCUCCAUCAUGGGCAUGUCGCUGGCCUCGAUGUCGGGCUCGAUAAGCGAGCCGCCGCUCAGCAGCUCCUCCAGCUCCGGUCGAAGUUCCGUCUCGGACUCGGGCAGUCCGGACCCGCUGGUGCAUCAUCACCAUCACCAUCACCACCAGCAUCAUUCGCUGCACUCGGGCAUGCAUCACUCGAGCAUGCAGCAGCAGCAGCAGCACCAUCACCACCAGCUCAAGAGGAAAAGCUCGCACCAGCACGGCUCGCAGUCGGGCCCCAAUGGAAAGAGAACCCCGAGCCAGGGAGGAGGUCCGUUGGACGCCCUCUUUCAGAUGACCAGUAAAACUUUUGACGCCGGCGAGCACAGCCAAGAACAAGCUAAUCAUCUGCACUUAUUCAACAAUCGUCAGCAGCCUAAGAAGAAGCGAAAGAGCAGAACAGCCUUCACGAAUCAACAAAUAUUCGAGCUGGAGAAGCGUUUCCUGUACCAGAAGUACCUGUCGCCGGCGGACCGCGACGAGAUCGCCGCUCAGUUGGGACUCAGCAACGCCCAAGUCAUCACCUGGUUCCAGAAUCGCCGAGCCAAGCUCAAGCGAGACAUGGAGGAGCUCAAGAAGGACGUGCAGACGGUCAAUCCGCUGCUGGUGGCUCAGCAUCACAAGACCUUCCUCGAGAACGUCCAGGACCUGGGCAUACUCAAGAAGCGACCUCUGCCCAACAGCAUCGACGAAAAAUCUUAAGCGGACCGUUAGCUCCGUUUUGAGUUUAUUUUUAAGGCAGUCGAGGUCGAGUCCUGUGGAAUGACGAGCGUCAACGAGUCUUGCGAAUCGACUAUCGACUACCACUCGACCGGCUCUUGGCCGACAAACAGUAUUGUUACGAUUUAAGAUAAUCUUACGAAACUUCGACACUCUCUCCAUGUACGUGUAAAUUUAUCCUAUUCAACGGGUCAUUUAUGAUAUUGUCAAUGUGUACAUAUUAAUUAGCGAUCUAUCUACAAAACAGCCAAUUAAUCUUUUUACUCGCACAUGAUAUUACUUAUUACUUAAAUCGAGUAUGUUUGAAAAUUUACUGACCCAAAUUGUUAUUGCUUAUAAAUAUUUUACAUAACUACGAGUGAAUAUUAGUGUACUAUAAUGUAAUUAUGUGUGUUGAAAGGUGUAGAAAAGGUAUAUGUUGUAUGUAUUGUAACCAUUUUAAAUAACGAAGAUUGCAAGUAUUGCGAUCGUGCGCGUGCCGUAUGCGUGUGUAUUUCCCUCUUCGAGGUGUGUAAAUAUCAAUUGUACAUAGAAGAAUUUCCCAAUAAAUCGUUUUGGGAAUAUUUUUAUUUUCUGUUCAGGAAAAUUUGAAUUUUAUACAUGUCGUCGAUGUACUAUGUAUCAUAUCGAAUUCUAUGUUACACGUAGAAUAUAAAGAAAAUUUCUUCUCUCGGCGUGGAAUCGAGGGAUCAUGAGCGCGCUAUAAGCAUCUAAGUGAUACUAUACUAUAUUAUUAUUAAAAAUAAUUAUUAUAAUAAUUAUUACUAUGAUUAUGAUUAUUAUUGUAUACAGCGGGCACUGCAAUAUAAAUACAGCUGUCGGUUAUAAAGUUUUAGGGAUUCUUUAUUUAUUUAUUUUUUUUUUGUAAUCGAAAUAAGAAAAUGUUGGAGUGCAAAAAUUCGGCUCACAAUGUGCUUGAGUUGCUGUGGCUACGUCGGCUCCUACUCGAUACAAGCUUGUGUCAAAUAUUAAAUACGUUUCGGGCAGAAAUUUUGUUUUCGUUGCAAAAUUAUAACGAUCAACUAAAUUGUACUAAAAAGCAUAGGGGUUAGUCAGAGUGCACUUGCACAUUUACGGAUAUUGGCGAAAAU
Messenger RNA from Trichogramma pretiosum, 3276 nucleotides. RefSeq names its product lateral signaling target protein 2 homolog. The record is from RefSeq and is a predicted model, not a curated record. The coding region runs from base 596 to 2167 and encodes 523 amino acids. Gene Ontology annotation, molecular function: DNA binding; DNA-binding transcription factor activity, RNA polymerase II-specific. The transcript is spliced from 2 exons. NCBI's taxonomy places the organism in Eukaryota, Metazoa, Arthropoda, Insecta, Hymenoptera, Trichogrammatidae. Gene Ontology annotation, biological process: regulation of DNA-templated transcription.